AUGGCGUGGACGCAAGCGAGGAGGACAGGUGUACAGGACGGGCGGACGGACAGGGCGGAGUCCUACUCCUACAAGAAGUGGAUGGCGGCAGCGGAAACGGCGGCGGCGGCAAAUCGGGAAGAAAGAAGCAACGCGACCCAGAUGGAACGGACAGAGGAAUUGGGAGGAGAUGAAGAGGAUGCGAUGCGAUUACUCAAUCCUGGCGGAAUCCGGGUGGAGGAAGCGGACGCCACAGAAAUCCUGGGAGGGAUUAAAGCGCGCGCCCCACGCCCCCACGAGUAUGAUUGCGACGCGGGCGAGAGUGAGAGCGGAGGAGGAGGGGUUUGGUUGGGGAUUGAAGAAGGGAGAGAGACUGCCGCAGGAGAGAAGCACGGUUCCGGUGUCAGAGCUGGAGCCCCCGAGGCGGAGCCACUAUUUUGGGCUCCCACUCCUCUGGUUGGGAGCCAGAAGCGCUCCUCGCCCGCGUGGUGUUUGGUGCGGCUCCGUGGCUCCGUGCCGGAGCUCGCGGAGGAGUCGGUGCGGGAGACGCACUAA
This is a messenger RNA of Miscanthus lutarioriparius, 534 nucleotides long. The record is from the annotation of a GenBank genome assembly. NCBI's taxonomy places the organism in Eukaryota, Viridiplantae, Streptophyta, Magnoliopsida, Poales, Poaceae.